Molecule: messenger RNA, 2076 nt
Organism: Salvelinus sp. IW2-2015
Lineage: Eukaryota; Metazoa; Chordata; Actinopteri; Salmoniformes; Salmonidae
Gene: ap2s1
Product: adaptor related protein complex 2 subunit sigma 1
Biological process (GO): intracellular protein transport; clathrin-dependent endocytosis
Cellular component (GO): AP-2 adaptor complex; membrane coat; intracellular membrane-bounded organelle
Molecular function (GO): clathrin-cargo adaptor activity
Source: RefSeq, a predicted model, not a curated record
AUAAAACUACAUUUCCCACAAUGCCMUGCACCUUUCCUGUACAUCCUGCUCGUGAAGAUAGCGGGCAAUCGGUCGUCAAAAACAAUCCUAUCAUUUUGAGAAUUUAUGUAAAAUCAAAUAUAUAAUCACCAGGCUACGGGAAUUGAUAUUGUUUAAAACAACCGACUCAAAGAAAAGACAAUGAUCCGCUUCAUCCUGAUUCAGAACCGAGCAGGGAAGACCCGACUGGCCAAGUGGUACAUGCAGUUUGAUGACGACGAGAAACAGAAGCUGAUUGAGGAGGUGCACGCUGUGGUGACUGUCCGUGAUGCCAAGCACACCAACUUUGUGGAGUUCAGGAACUUCAAGAUCAUCUAUAGGCGCUAUGCAGGUCUGUACUUCUGUAUAUGUGUGGAUGUGACAGACAACAACCUGGCAUACCUGGAGGGCAUUCACAACUUUGUGGAGGUGUUGAAUGAGUAUUUCCACAACGUAUGCGAGUUGGAUCUGGUGUUCAACUUCUACAAGGUGUACACGGUGGUGGAUGAGAUGUUCCUGGCGGGGGAGAUCAGAGAGACGAGCCAGACCAAGGUCCUCAAGCAGCUGCUAAUGCUCCAGUCCCUCGAGUAGCCAACAGGGCAGCCAUUUUGAACAGUCCAUCACCCACCCACCAUCAAUGUCACUCUGGAAUGGACCCCUCUCCUUUGCCAGCCUCCACCCCUUACAGAAACCAGGGGCUUAUUCACGAAGCUGCAAAGUCACAGAAGGUUCAGAUAGAAAUGCAUGGUGUAGAACAGACAUGUUCUGUCAUGCAGAAUUGGGAAUCUAGUCAGCUCUACACAUUACAUUUCUAUUUGCAACAAUGAGAGUUUCAACCUCCUGAUUAUGCCCCAUAAAGACUGUGUAUUUUGGUGAUGCGUGGCAGAUAUGGCCCUUAACAUUUCAUUUCUUAACCGCCAGUUCAAGUAAAAUCAUCUGGAUGAGUACAUUUGCAGCACAGCGUACAGCUGGACGCCCCACUGAAAAUAAAUGUUCUCUCUAUGCCCUGUCUCAAGCUGGAGGCUGCACUUAUGGCAGACUAGGGUUGCCAGUUAUUCACCUGUGUAUCCCGCCUAUACUAGUGGAGAGAGAAUAACAAGGAUGCACUGUUCUGGCAACCCCAGAGCGGCACUAAAGUAGCUAACGAGCACAAGAAAACCCUUGUAAACUGCCUGUGAUAUCCCUGUCUACUUUGCACCAUACUUCUGCCUGGGAGAAUCACAGUUUGAGCUGCAGAGUGACUAAACCACCACUACGAAUGCCCAUUGAAUCCAUUGACCUCUGGUGGUGGUUCACAUUUCAAUGGAGUGCACUUACUAAGAGUGCUGUUGAGAGGUCUGGUAAUGGCAACCUGUAAAGGGUCCCAUCUACUAUGAGAUUCUCUGGUCUUAAAUAACUUAAUAUCAUGUCAGGUUGUAUAUCAGACAAUGUGUCUCCACUCCACAUAUGGUGCUUGUUAGUCACACCCAGAUGUGUUCAAAUUUAAAUACACACUACUACUUUAAGUUAAAGGAAACUCAACAGGAAAAAGUUACUGGUAAGAAAUCUAGCUAAUGGAAAUGUUAAGCAGUACUGUGAAGUUUGUUUUGUAUGGUGUACAUAUAUAUAGUGUGAAACCAUUGUCGUCCAUUCCAGGCCUUUCCCCAGCUUCUGCCUGUCUCGUCACUGGGUGUUUAAUACACAGAUCCGAAUUGGGGGAAAUUCCAUUAAUAUUCACUGGUCACCUCAUACUACAAAAAAUGGGUUUCUAACAUCAACCAGAGGCCAAACAAUAUGUCCAACAUUCCAGAGGCACUUAUCUAGGUCUGUGACACCACCUUGUACCAUUUCUCAUUGUAACCAUGUCCAGUCUUGCACCUCCCAACAUAUCACACGUUACUAUUAUGGUCUUAAAUGUUUUUUUGGGGGCUAUAGUGAGAGAUGUACUGCUUCUCCUCCUCUGUCAUGGAAGAUGUGAGUUUAGGUGUUACUGUCUCCUGUUAGUAAACUAUCCAGUCAUUUUAUUCCAGUCAGUGUAUAUACAAAAAAAUCUAAGUACUAAAUAAAGUGUUACAAAUA